Solanum dulcamara is the source of this 1629-nucleotide messenger RNA. RefSeq names its product AAA-ATPase At3g50940-like. Gene Ontology annotation, molecular function: ATP binding; ATP hydrolysis activity. Lineage: Eukaryota; Viridiplantae; Streptophyta; Magnoliopsida; Solanales; Solanaceae. The coding region runs from base 36 to 1493 and encodes 485 amino acids. The record is from RefSeq and is a predicted model, not a curated record. The transcript is spliced from 2 exons.
CAUUCCCAAUUUCACAACACCAAAAAAAAAUAUAUAUGUCUCCUGAAGAAAUGUCUAACAUGAAAUCAGUCAUUUCAACUGUUGCAUCUAUUGCUGCUACAACUAUGCUUGUUCGUAGCAUAGCCAAUGAUUUUAUCCCAAAGGAAUUUCGAAGCUACAUCUUAGAAAGUUUUCAUGAUAUUUUUCGUUGUUUUUCUUCACAAUUCACUAUCCUCAUCCAUCAAUUCCAGGGUCCGUCUCCAAACCUAGUGUUUGAGGCAGUUGAAGUGUAUUUAGGAACGAUAAUGAACUCUUCUACUAAGAGUAUUCGAUUAGGAAAGACGGAGAAUGAUAAAAGUCUAGUUAUUACCAUGGAUAAAGACGAAGAAAUCGUGGAUGUUUUUGAGGAUGUUAAAGUAAUAUGGAAGAUGGAGUGUAAACGUAUCGAGUCAGGGAGCCAGAAUGAUGAAAUAAAGGAUAUGAUAGCUGCAUUGUGUUCUGAACUUAGAUGUUAUGAAUUGAGUUUCCAUAAGAAGCACAAGGAAAAAGUGUUGAAAUCGUAUUUACCUUACAUUAUGGAGAGAUCAAAAACAGCGAAAGAAGAAUCUAGGGCUAUUAAAUUGUAUUCUAAUUACAGGAAUUGGGGUUCUGAUGGGAUGAAUAUUGAACAUCCUAUGACAUUUGAUACUCUUGCUAUGGAUGAAGAGAUUAAAACUGCGUUAAUUGAUGAUUUGGAAACUUUUAUUAAAGGGAAAGACUACUAUAACAGGAUUGGGAAAACAUGGAAACGAGGCUACUUGCUUUAUGGUCCUCCAGGAACUGGUAAAUCGAGUUUGAUUGCUUCUAUGGCCAAUCAUUUGAACUAUGACAUAUACGAUUUGGAUCUUACAGAGGUUCGUAGCAAUUCAAAUUUGAGAUCAUUGUUGCUUGGCAUGUCUGGACGUUCAAUUCUUGUGAUCGAGGAUAUUGAUUGUAGUAUCAAUCUAGAAAACAGAGAAAAAAAGGAAGAGAAAGAGAAUAAGCACAAUAGAGUGACUCUGUCGGGGAUACUUAAUUUUCUUGAUGGGAUAUGGUCGUGCUGUGGAGAAGAACGGAUAAUUGUGGUCACGACUAACCAUAUUGAUAAACUAGAUGCAGCAUUGUUGAGGCCAGGACGAAUGGACAUGCACAUCCACAUGUCAUACUGUAGAUUAUCGGCGUUUAAACAAUUGGUUUUCAAUUACUUAGGUAUUCGUGAGCACCAAAUGUUUGAUCAGAUAGGAGAGAUGCUAGAAGAAGUGGAGGUUACACCGGCAGAUGUUGCAGGGGAACUGUUAAAAAGUAAGAAUCCAACUAUAUCCCUUCGAGGACUAUUGGAAUUUCUUGAAAAUAAAAUUGUAGAACAAAAGAUGUUGAAAACGCGAAAUGAACUAGCAGAGGAAACACCAAAAGAUGUAACGAAACAUGAAUCUAUACGUGACUCUUCCCAGGAUCUUACUCACAUUGUUGAUCUCGAGACGAAGACGCACACCUAGUUUUUACUCUCUUUUUUGCUUUCUUCUUCUUGUUUUCUUGAAGGUUAAAUAGAUUUUGAGGUGUUUUCUUACAGCUAGGAAGUACUUUGAGCUCUAUGUACUUUUUUUUUUCAAAAAAAAAUAAUCUGUUCAAUUA